Messenger RNA from Anolis sagrei ordinatus, 6162 nucleotides. RefSeq names its product rabphilin 3A (gene RPH3A). Gene Ontology annotation, molecular function: small GTPase binding. NCBI's taxonomy places the organism in Eukaryota, Metazoa, Chordata, Lepidosauria, Squamata, Anolidae. The record is from RefSeq and is a predicted model, not a curated record. Gene Ontology annotation, biological process: regulation of calcium ion-dependent exocytosis; spontaneous neurotransmitter secretion; intracellular protein transport. Gene Ontology annotation, cellular component: extrinsic component of synaptic vesicle membrane; neuron projection; postsynaptic membrane.
AGAGGGCUCCACAGCUGCACCCAGGCAGGGCGAGUGACAGCAGCCACGCGCGUGCAUGCGCUCUCCUGCGCCCCCCCCUUCUCUCCCUCCUUCCUGCCUUUGCUGCACAUCGCUGCUGUCGCUGGGCUGGAAAUGUAGCAGAGAGCCUGCCUGCGCUCCCUAUUCACUGCCUGCCAUUGUGCAUCUUGCCUCUGGUCCUAUCUGCUUGCCUGGCCCGCAUCCCUUAGUGGGAGAUUGGCCAAGCUUUGUGGAGGAAGCCUUUCUGCUGCGGCUUGCUGUGACUGGUCCCUUUGGCUCGGAGGUCUUUUCAGGUAGUGCUGAGGGCUGGCCAUGACUGACACAGUGGUUGGCAACAGCACCAAUCAGUGGGUAUACCAAAACGACCGGCAGAUGGCCCUUCGAGGCGGUGGGAAAGAACCGUCCUCCAGCGGUUGGUCAGCCCACAGCAACCAGCCAGAGCAUGGCCGGAAGAAUGAAGAUCUGACGGACGAGGAGAAGGAGAUCAUCAAUCGGGUCAUCGCUCGGGCGGAGAAGAUGGAGGAGAUGGAGCAGGAGCGCAUCGGGCGUCUCAUGAACCGCUUGGAGGACAUGCGCCGGAACGUGUCAGGUGAUGGGGUGAACCGCUGCAUCUUGUGCGGGGAGCAGCUUGGGCGGCUGGGCUCGGCCUGUGUGGUCUGUGAGGACUGUAAAAAGAACGUCUGCACCAAAUGCGGCGUCCAGACGACCAACAACCGCCCCCAUUCCAUCUGGCUGUGCAAGAUUUGCAGCGAACAGAGAGAGGUAUGGAAACGUUCUGGAGCGUGGUUCUUCAAAGGGCUGCCCAAGCAGAUGUUGCCUCAGCCGAUGCCUAUCACCAAGGAAAAAGGGCAACCAGAGCCUGGUGACCAGGCACCUCCCACUCAGGACUCAAAGCCGUAUUCUCGGGUGCAGAGACAUGGCCAAGCUGAAGCACCUCCCCCCAUGGAACAGGAAUCCUAUGAAAGCGAGCCAACAGAGGCUUCCAGCCGGGGAAACUACCCGCCAGUGAGCCGCAAACCUUCUGAGACCCGGAUGGCAGGAAGUGGCAGUGAAUACACUGGCAAAGGGACUGGAAGCCGGGAUUACGUUGCUGAGAAUGAAAUCCACCAAAGCCCUGGAGGUACCAAGCGAGCUGGUUCUACUCCUGGGACUGCGGCGAGGCCAUUUUCUCCGGCUUCUGCUCCAAAUGCCUCUGCUCCACAGGCCGACCAAGCUCCUUCCACAGCAGGCAGACAAAGUCCGGGCCCCGCUGGCCGCUUUCCAGAAAGGCAAGGUAGCCUUUCAAUGGCUCCCACCCAGGCUGAGCCAUCCUAUUCAACCCCAGGCCCCUCCAGGGAUGAGCACCCAAGCUCUGGUAUGGCAGAGAAGCCCAUGCGGCAGGUGGCACCGUAUUCCCAAGCUGCUGCCGCACCGGCUGCGCCAACUCCUUCCAGGCCACCUCCACAAGACGAGGAUGAGGACGAGGCCAACAGCUAUGACUCCGACGAAGCCACUACCCUGGGCGCCUUGGAGUUCAGCCUCUUAUACGACCAAGACAAGAGCUCCUUGCAGUGCACCCUCAUCAAGGCCAAGGGCCUGAAGCCAAUGGACUCCAAUGGGCUGGCAGAUCCUUACGUGAAACUUCAUCUUUUGCCGGGGGCCAGUAAGUCAAACAAACUGAGGACCAAGACCUUGAGGAACACCCGAAAUCCGGUUUGGAAUGAGACUUUGGUGUACCAUGGCAUCACCGAUGAGGACAUGCAGAGGAAGACGCUCAGGAUCUCAGUGUGCGACGAGGACAAGUUUGGCCACAAUGAGUUCAUUGGUGAGACCAGAGUGGCCUUAAAGAAGGUGAAGCCAAACCAGAAGAAAAAUUUCAACAUCUGCUUAGAAAGAGUCGUUCCGAUGAAACGGGGUGGAACGACUGGCUCCUCACGUGGGAUGGCCUUGUACGAAGAUGAGAUGGACCAAGGUGGUGAUGUCGAGGAGCGGGGAAAGAUCCUGGUCUCUCUCAUGUACAGUACCCAGAAAGGGGGGCUCAUUGUCGGUAUCAUCCGCUGCGUCCACCUGGCUGCCAUGGAUGCCAACGGCUACUCAGACCCCUUUGUGAAAAUUUGCUUGAAGCCUGACAUGGGGAAGAAAGCCAAGCAAAAGACGCAAAUCAAGAAGAAGACUUUAAACCCUGAGUUCAAUGAGGAAUUUUUCUAUGAUAUCAAGCACAGUGAUCUGGCCAAGAAACAGCUCGAUGUCUCGGUUUGGGAUUAUGACAUUGGCAAAUCUAAUGACUAUAUUGGUGGCUGCCAACUGGGCAUCACAGCCAAAGGUGAGCGCUUGAAACACUGGUACGAGUGCCUGAAGAACAAGGACAAGAAAAUUGAGCGCUGGCAUGCCUUACAGAACGAGAACCACGUCUCAAGUGACUAGGGGACACCCCCUGUGCCAUCUCCCUCCCAGUAACACCCCCCCCCCAACAUCCUGUCUUCCAAUGCAUCAAUGUUUCUUUGGCUCCCGGAGGGGAACAAAAGAGCCCCUGUCUCCCACCUCCAUUAUGGGAGCAGCAUUUUUCUCCUCCUCUUCCUCUUCCACCUCCUUUGCCGUCCCCACCCAAGGGUGCCAAACUGGUUCCCCUUUCUGGUUUGUAUUGUUCCCCCAUCUGCCCUGCCUUCUCCCCCUCUGUAUAGAUUUUUCAAGCAAUAGCACUGAAAAUCUUGAGUUUGGCGUUUGCUUCUCGGCAGCAAAAAGACCACCGUCCUCUCCGUCCCUGACCAAUGCCAGUGUGCUUUCUCCUCUUUGCCAAAGGCAUCUGUUCUCGAAGUGUCCUUGAAUCUCUGAGGCCCCUCUCUUCCUGUUUCCACCUUCUGCAUGCGGAUGUCCCUUCUUUGCCUCCUCUUUGCAACCUUGAGAUACUUCGAGCAUUGCUAACAGGGAAAAAAAUGCACGGCUAUGGGUCUUGGAUCGGACUGCUUUGAGCAUGGGGGCAGCCGAUCACGAUGCCGACCACGGCGACAGCGGCUGGAUCGCGUGGGUCUUUGGGAAUCUAAGCAAAAAAGAACUGUUUCUGCUUUGGGGGGCUGCAGGGGGGGGAGGGGGUCUUUCUGAUUUGUAGCAUCGCUUCAUCCCCGGUUUUUCUAGUAAUCCAGAGAAGGCCACCUUUCAUUUCAAUGUGGUUCUUGGCAACUUCUCAUAUCAACCCUUGAACCUGGAAAGGCCAGACAUCCCUAGUCAACAACUAUAUGGGCGAAGAGGUCAACCCAAGCUGAGUUGUGGGAUUCCAUUUGCUCCUGUUGGGCAAGGCCCAUCUCCGUGCCAAUGAUCUUUGUCUGGGAAAUGUUUUACUCAGCUUGCAUCCUAUUGUUUGUGAAUUUUCUGAACAAAACGGAGGGCUAGUGUUCUCCAGGAGGGCUUCUCAGAAUCAAAACCACCAGGCAGAGGAUGAAGCAUUGACAGAUCAUGUAUUCCUAUUCCAUCGCUUGUGUGCAAUGGCUGAGGACAGACUGAAGAAGAAACCCAAACCUGAGGUUUCAGAGAAUGUCAGAUAGGACAACCUGGUCCACUUUGGUCUAUGGUUGGUCAAAAGGUUUCUUCCUUGGUCUCCCCAAAGUUCUCUCCUUUAGCUGGAACUUGGAAGUAGCAACAAUAUCCCUUCCUGGCAACAGUUGCUGGGAUCCAUCAGACCUGGCAGUAUGAGCAGCCCAUGGAAGGGAAACUCAAUUCAACCAAUGAUGUUGGCAAUGAAACCUGGUGUUCUUCCUCUUCUGUGCCCUUGCAGUGGCACUUGAGCGACCUCUUUCCCACGUAACUUCCUAACUCUGCUACCCGUUCCUAGAUUGGCAAGGCAUGGGAAAAGUGCUUCUCUUGGCCUCAUGUUCCCAGUUUCAGAAAUUCUGUAGCUUCAAGCCAAUGAUGCAUUUAAGAAGCAGCAACAACAAAAACUUCUUCCUCCUCCUUCUUCCUUGUUCUUUCUCUUCGAAUGCUCCUCCUCCUACUCUUUUUCCUUCUCUUUGAACCUUCUCCAUCUUUCUCCAGGAACAUCUUCUCCGUCUUCAAAUGUCUCCUCCUCCUCCACUUCUUUUUGCUCUUUGAACUUUCUUCUCUGUCCUCCAACAAGGUCUUCUCAGUCUUCAAAUGUCUUCCUCCUCCUCCUCUCCUUUUUCCUCUUGGAACCUUCUUCUCCCUCCUCCUCCAAGAACAUUUUCUCCAUCUUCAGAUGUCUUCCUCCUCCUCCUCAUCUUCCUCUUUGAACCUUCUUUUCCGUCCUCCAACAAGUAUGUCUUCUCUGUCUUCAAGUGUCUUCCUCCCUCUUUUUCUUCCUCUUUGAACCUUCUUCUCCGUCCUCCUCCAAGAACAUCUCCAUCUUCAAAUGUCUUCCUCUUCUUCUUCUUCUUCUUCUUCUUCUUCUUCUUCUUCUUCUUCUUCUUCUUCUUCUUCUUCCUCUUUGAACCUCCUCCAAAAAUGUCUUCUUUGUCUUCCUCCUCUUCCUCCUUUUUGAAACGUCUUCUCCAUACUCGUCCAAGAACACCUUCUCUGUCUUCAAAUGUCACCUCCCCCUCCUCUUUGUCUUCUUCUUCUUCCUCCCCUUUGAACCUUCUUCUCCAUCCUCCUCAAAGAAUGUCUUCUCUGUCUUCAAAAGGUCUUCCUCCUCCUGCUCUUCUUCUUUCUCUCCCUUCCUUCUUUUCAAAGUUCUCCUUAUUUCUCUCUUCCUGCCUCCUUUUCUUCUUUCCUCCUCUUUGACUUUCCUCUUCACAUGUCUUCCUCCUUCUCCACUUCUUCUUUUUCAGCCUCUUCUUUCAUCUCCUCUUACCUUCAGGGAGUCAACAGGAAGAAUCAUUGUGUAGACUCCUUUUGCCGGUGACAAGAGUGUGGUGAAAGCUCCACCUUGGUGGCUUUUAAACAGAGGCAUCCAGCCAUCCAGGCCAUCUGUCAGGGCUGCUUUGAUUGUGGUUUUCCUGCAUAGCAGGGGGCAGGCUUAGAUGGCCUGCCCCCUGCUCUUCCAACUCUAUGAUCCUAUGAUUCCAUCCUAUUGGUUAGUUCCAACAAGAGUAAGCCCAUUGAAUCCACAGUUACUCACCUCUGGUUUAGCGCAUUUACCACUGGAUCAUUGGGUGGAAUGAUUUCUUUGACGUGCUCUCUGAAUCUGAUUUAAAACUGUCCCAAGCCCGUGGCUGGGGAGGGCACAGUAGGAGAACAUUGCCCCCCAAGAAGAAUCCUGCCCCUCCAAAUGAGAUUUUCUUUUCUCCCUAUAUUUUACAGCAUCCCAGAGAGCGAGAUGCUGGAAAUGAUUCAUAUCUGGCAGUCGUUCCUCUUGGUCCCUUUUCUUGGAUGCUGAAACUCGAUUCCUAAAAGCUCAACACGCUUUUAAAGUGACUGGGAUGCUCCAAACUGGGUAGGAAAAUUUUGUUGGAGGGCAUUCUUAUUUGAAAGGCAAUGCCUCUUCCUUGUGGUUUCCCCUACAUCCCUGUGCCCUUUUAUGGCUAUUCAGUAGGAUUGUGGGAAAGGCUGUUAGGUUAGGCAUCGGAUGAGCCAAGCUGAGCCAAGCGUUGGAAGCACCACUCCACCCCUCCCUCUUUACUCUUGCUGUCCAAAAAGAUAGGACAGGAGAGAAUCUGAAUAGAGAUGUCAGUCCAGCUGACCUAAGUCAAACUCCAUUUUUCUCAUUUCCUUUCGGCUUCAUCCUCCUUAAGGGAGCAUCCUCUUGGCGAGAGCCCUCUCUUUUUGUCUGAUGUAUUGUCAUUUUUGGGAUACUGUUUUGUAAGAUCAAUGUGAAAGUUCUCUUCUGGGGAAAAAUCCCUUUGGCUCUUUUCAAGAUUGAGUCCUAACUUCCUUUGUCCUUCCUUGGCAGUUUGUGACUGUUUGACCUCUGAGCCCUCUUCCUCCUUUCUUUGUAAAUAAGGCAUGCACGUCUGGGUCGGGAAUAGUGAAUCGCUUCCCGGAUCCCCAUCCGUCCAUCUCCCCCUCCUCUCCAACGAUUGCAUUCUCUCAAGCAUGCAACAACCUCACCAAAAUAAGUAACUAACUAACUUAACCAACAGUUGAUAACUAUCUAACAGCCAAUGUUACCAGUGAGACUCGAGAAACCCAGCUGGUCUUCUGCUGCAUGCAGGUGUAACGUCCCCCGUUUCUUCAUGUCAUACCCAAUAAAGUGUGAACAAAAGGGGGAAAACCUCA